Molecule: messenger RNA, 699 nt
Organism: Ostrea edulis (European flat oyster)
Lineage: Eukaryota; Metazoa; Mollusca; Bivalvia; Ostreida; Ostreidae
Product: oncoprotein-induced transcript 3 protein-like
Exons: 3
Coding region: 172-627 (151 amino acids)
Source: RefSeq, a predicted model, not a curated record
UGAAAGUCAUACGUUUUGAUGUUGUUCAUUUAAGAAAUGUUUCAUAAUUUUAAAUUUACUAAGAGUUCUUUAGAAUUUUUAGAGUGUUGGCAUUCUUUUGUAACUCUUUGAUCGUUAUGUACAACUCUUUGAAUUAUCAUACGUCUUGGAUUAUUUUUUUCAAAGACAAAAAUGAAUAUUGGAGUGGACUGGAGCGUAUACAUGCUGAUUCUAUUAUUGACGGACUAUAACGAUGUAGAUGCACUGGAUCCAUGUUUAAGUGGUAACCAUGAUAAUCUUUAUUCAAUGGAGAAACGUGGCCCUUCUUACGUGAUGGACUCCAGCCCACUCUGUGACCGAUACAUAACCCAAGGCUGGUAUGGGACAAAGGGUUACCUCAUGUCCACCUCUCUACCUCAGCUAACGAAUUGCGGCACUUUAUAUCCAAUAUGGCUUAAUGGAGAAAUCCCCAGUGCCGGACAGUCCGCUGUGCUGACAGCUUGUGAAGUUGGAUUUUCGUCUAGCUGUACCAAAAGUUACAGUAUUGAAGUAAAGAACUGUGUAGAUAUUGUCGUCUACAAACUGCGACCAGCAGAUGCUUGUAAUGCAGCCUACUGUUUUGGUAUGUGUUUAGUAUAUAUGCGAUGAAUAAAUCCAAUACCAAAUGAAAAUUGAUAAUGGAGUUCUAAGUAGGUCUAUCGUUUUAAUACUUUGUCUUAA